CCAUUUUAGACCGGAGAUAAAUGGAACAGGCUGAAGCUUGGAUCCCAUCGGUGACAUAUCGAUGAUAUCGACUCACCAUGGCUCCGGGAUCACCUUCGACGCCACGACGCAGGACCAAACGGGUUUCAGCCCAGCACACGCUGGAGCGGGUUCGCAAGAAUCAGCGUCGGCAUCGUGCUCGUCGGAAAGACCAUAUCGCAACGCUGGAACAAAAGCUCGGCGAAGCAGAACAGACUAUUUUGACCCUCAGAGAUCAGGUGGAAACUCUUCAAGCGGCGUUGGCUCGAUGCCGCCGCCAGCCGCAUGACCAAAAUGAGGCGGAUUAUCGUACGCUGCAGCCGCAACAAUCUCAAAGUCAGCAUGACACAUCGCCGCUACCUCUCACCAACACUCAUGGCGAAGCGGUUCAGGCAUACGGUUCGCUCUCUGACACAGAAGAUCUUGGCGCUUGGGAACUGCCCGCCCCGGCUUCUGCCGAGCCAAUGGUUUCCGAUGACCAAUCUGGAUCGGAAGUCAACGCCCUCAUCUCUCCACCCACUGAAAGCCCUCAGGCGCUUAUCCUCAUGGCUCAGUCAUCUGAAUUCAUACCCGAGUCUCUGCUGGUUACUGAAUCUGCGCCAAACCAGGCCGUUGCAGAUGCUAGAAGUUUGCUACCCGCAACAGUCAUACAGGACUAUAUAUUGACCCCAAUGACACCAUGUUGCUCUAAUGAAUCCUCAUCGGUUUCACAACUGCCCGUCAACCCAACAGAUGGAAUGGCCCUCGUUCCGAGUCAGGAGACCCCUCUCCUAAUGCCUGGAUACGUGUUCCAGCCAGUGAUGGAAGCCUACCAUCAAGAAAACCCUUACGGCGAGCUCACAAUGCUUUGCUCAGAGGCAUAUAUUCUCAUCGCACAGCAGACCUUAAGAGGUAUGAACCAGGGAGACGUGGCCACCUGGCUAUGGCAUGGCUUUCGCAGGUCACUUCAACCGGGUGAGGGAUGCCGCGUUAAUACGGAUAUGCUAUUUAGUCUUCUGGCAUUCAUCAGCGACAUCUGAUACGAAGUCCUGACAAGUGUAAUCCCUCAACAUUGACGUGUUGGGGAGAUGCCAUAUUGCACCAUUUUCUGCGGGCACCACAGACUUGCCCAACAAGGCAUAACUUGUAUUAUUUGGUAGCUGAGAUCUAAAUACACCAUCUCUCAGACGCAUUUAAGCCAUAACCUUUACAUCCAUCGCGGCCACUUUAUCCUUCAACUCACCCCCGUUAAUUCGCAUUGAAUAGGGCCAAGCCCGGAGAAAUCCUACCCAUAUGCAGGACUUGAGCCACCGCUUUCGUUAGUAUGUGAGGUGUAAUGGUGCUCUAGAGAUGGGUAAUUUCUCUAAAGAAUAGAUAUUUUAAUGCGUCAUUACUUUACUUCGUUGUAUCACUCUCCUAGUAAGAACUUACAAGGGAGGCAUGUGCUGGUGGGCUUCUGAAGUUUCAGGGGGAUAGCAGAUAAGGAGCUGGGACAACAUGUUGCAAACUCGGCUGAUAUGUUAG
Fusarium redolens is the source of this 1521-nucleotide messenger RNA. RefSeq lists its product as uncharacterized. The transcript has a single exon. Lineage: Eukaryota; Fungi; Ascomycota; Sordariomycetes; Hypocreales; Nectriaceae. The record is from RefSeq and is a predicted model, not a curated record. Bases 78 to 1037 code for a protein of 319 amino acids.